AUGAAGGGGUUGAGUAGAAUGCUUGACAAGGCCAAGCCGUUGCAAUGGAUCAAUGGUUUUGAUGUGGGAAAAGUCAAUCCUGUUAACAUCUGUCAUUUGCUCUAUGCAGAUGACACACUGAUUUUCUGUGGGGCAGACAGGAAUCGGGUACUCUUUUUGAAUCGAACUUUGUUUAUUUUUGAAGCUCUUUCAGGUCUCCACAUUAACAUGCUGAAAAGUGUCAUGUACCCUGUUAAUGUAGUGAACAAUUUGAAGGAAACAACAGAGAUUCUAGGUUGCGGUGUUGGAUCUUUCCUAACCACCUACCUAGGUCUUCUUCUUGGGGCUAAAUUCAAAUCCUCUAACAUUUGGAGUGGAAUCAUAGAAAAGUUUGAGAAUAAGCUUGCAUCCUGGCAAAUGAAUUGCCUUUCAAUGGGUGGUAGGCUAAAUGUUGACCCUAAUCAACAGUGUGCUCAACAGCAUUCCAACCUAUGCUAUGUCACUUUUUCCUAUACCAAAUAA
Molecule: messenger RNA, 501 nt
Organism: Lycium barbarum (goji berry)
Lineage: Eukaryota; Viridiplantae; Streptophyta; Magnoliopsida; Solanales; Solanaceae
Exons: 1
Coding region: 1-501 (166 amino acids)
Source: RefSeq, a predicted model, not a curated record